Carassius carassius (crucian carp) is the source of this 2581-nucleotide messenger RNA. RefSeq names its product solute carrier family 22 member 6-like. The transcript is spliced from 11 exons. Gene Ontology annotation, molecular function: transmembrane transporter activity. Lineage: Eukaryota; Metazoa; Chordata; Actinopteri; Cypriniformes; Cyprinidae. Bases 535 to 2217 code for a protein of 560 amino acids. The record is from RefSeq and is a predicted model, not a curated record. Gene Ontology annotation, cellular component: membrane. Gene Ontology annotation, biological process: transmembrane transport.
AAGAGUCUGUAAUUAUGCCUUAAAAUCAUUCAUUUACCCAUAAUCCCCUCCGCCCUUCACAUCCAUAAUGAGACAUAAACUCCGGCACACUAAUCUACCCUGAGUUGAGCUCUGUUCCCCACAGUAACACCCCACCGGCCCGGACACUGGACCAGCUUCAGGACACAGCAGGUACGAGCACAGAGGUCAACCAAGGGAUUCCAGAGGGAGCACAACAACUUCGGUCAAGCUGAGGCAUCUUUUUUUCUGGGCUUCAUGGAAAAGUCUGUACGUGCCACAAACAGUUUAAACCUGGACCUUCUAAUCCAGUGCAGACCUGAGGUGCAUUUCCACCCGAAAGCCUGAGGAAUUUCAGAGCUGAUUAUACAACAGCGCGUAACAGUUUAGAGAGAAAAUUCAGGACAUCGUUCGAGUCACAACAGAUAAAUUUUACAGCCGGCUUGCUCCUCAAGGCAGAACAUUGGGUUAUAAACUCUUUUUAUCACGUGAACUGUGAUACCUGUGAUAUUAUCUGUUGUUGUUGGCAUCUGAGCCAUGGCCUUUUCUGACCUGCUGGAGCAGGUUGGUGGCACGGGACGCUUCCAGAUCCUGCAUGUCACCCUGUUGAGCAUGCCUAUCCUAAUGAUGGCCAGCCAUAACCUGCUGCAGAAUUUUGUAGCCGCUGUCCCGCCGCACCACUGCGCCCCCCACGCCAACCUCUCAAUGUUAUCCAUGGGUGCUGGAGACAUGCUACUGGCCACUGUGCCUCUGGGCCAAAAUGGCAAACCAGAACGGUGCAGACGCUAUGUACAUCCUCAGUGGCAGCUUCUGAGCAGCAAUAGUUCAGAGAGCCUAUGGGAAGAGGGUCUGGAAGAAAUAGUGACGCAGAGUUGUGAAGAUGGAUGGUACUACAACAAGACAGAAAUGAGCUCAACUAUCAUUACUGAGUGGGAUUUGGUUUGUGAUCAGCGUGCCCUAAAGCAAAUGAGUCAAACUACCUAUAUGGGAGGCGUCCUUGUGGGAGCAGUAAUUUUUGGGGGACUUUCUGACAGGUUUGGUCGGCGUUUUUUAUUGCUGAUCUCUAACCUGAUGAUGGCGGUUGGAGGAACGUGUGCUGCCUUCUCCACCUCCUUCACCAUGUUUUGUAUUUUCCGCUUUUGCUGCGGCAUGGCCCUGUCUGGUCUGGUGCUCAACUCCUUCUCUCUAAUUGUGGAAUGGAUCCCAACAAGUGUGAGGACGGUGGUGGGCACAGGAACGGGCUACUGCUACACCGCAGGCCAGCUGCUCCUGGCAGCCGUCGCUUACUCAAUCAGAGACUGGCGCUGGCUCACACUGGCUGUGUCUCUGCCUUUCUAUGUGUCCUUCCUCUACUCAUGGUGGUUCUUAGAGUCUGCUCGUUGGCUGGUCCUGACCAAAAAACCAGAACAGGCGGUAAAAAACCUCAAAAAGGUGGCUCGCAUAAAUGGACGACGUGCAGAAGCCGACAAAAUCAACCUUGAGAUGUUGCAAGAGUCCAUGAAGAAGGAGAUGGCCUGUUCAAAGGGGUCUUACAGCGUUGUAGACCUCCUGCGCACAUCCACAAUGAGAACCACCACUGUGUGCCUCAGUGCAGUCUGGUUUUCAACCAGCUUCGCCUACUACGGCCUCUCCAUGGAUCUGCAGAAAUUUGGGGUUAGCAUUUAUCUUAUCCAGAUCAUCUUUGGAGCUGUGGAUAUACCAGCCAAAAUCUUGGUUACGAUAUCCAUGUGCAUGUUAGGACGAAGACCAUCUCAGUGUGGAGCUCUUGUACUGGCUGGCGUAAUGAUACUCAUUAAUCUUCUGGUGCCUUAUGACCAGCAAGUGUUACGCACCAGUCUGGCAGUCAUAGGGAAGGGCUGUCUGGCUGCGUCCUUCAGUUGCUGUUACCUGUACUCUGGAGAGCUGUAUCCCACGGUCAUCCGACAAAAUGGAAUGGGAUGGGUGUCCAUGAUGGCUCGGUUUGGAGCAAUGGUGGCCCCCAUGGUGCUUCUUCUUGGGGAAGAUUCCCCAUGGCUACCUGGUCUUAUUUAUGGAGGAGCUCCAAUCAUCAGUGGGAUCUUCGCCUUCUUUCUCCCGGAAACCCUUGCACAACCUUUGCCCGAUACUAUCCAGGAUGUGGAAGACAGAGGAUUUGCAUGGAAAAAAGACAAAAGAUUAGCUGAAAAAGAAGAUUUGGCCAAGAAGGAUCCCAGUUGUGUACACCUGAAAGAGUCUGUCUGAGACAACCACUUUACCUUAUCUGAACACAAUUCUGGAACACACAAACAGAGAUGAUCAUUGUCAUACAGAAGAUAACUUAGUAUUAAUAUGAUGGAAACAGCCAAAGGUAAUGAAAGAGUUUACUUGUGUGUGUGUGUGUGUGCGUGUGUGUGUGUGUGUGUGUGCGUGUGUGUGUGUGUGUGUGUGUGUGUGUGUGUGUGUGUGUUUAUUACAUGAAUGAUGCAAAUAAAUAAAACAAUAGACAACACAAAUUGUAAAAGAUUGGGAUUUGUGCUUGUUAUUUUAGUAUUUAUUAAAUCUUUCAUGUUUAGUCUUCUGUAAAUUGCCUCGCAUACGAAUAAAUAUCCAUUAUUUUGUAGAACAA